GCAGGUCGGGAGUUCAGUCUCGACGCGGCAGCGGCUAUCCUCGUGUCGCGCCACACGCGUGCGACGAUCACACGUGCGACAUGAUCAUGGGUGAGAAACGUGCCGUGCUGUGCCCGCGCAGACGACAGGUGCCCCUUCUGGUAGUGACCACUCUGCUGGUAGGCGUGCGUACGGAGCUUGUCGAUCCUAAAUUCAAGGAGCCAAUAGCCAAUGUAACCGCGCCGGUUGGAAGGGAAGCUAUUCUCUCCUGCGUAGUUCAAGAUCUCGCCGGAUACAAGGUGGCAUGGCUACGUGUGGAUACGCAAACCAUUUUGACGAUAGCGAGCCACGUGAUCACGAAGAAUCACAGAAUAGCGGUCUCCCACAGCGACCACCGAACGUGGUUCCUUCACAUACGAGAAGUGCGGGAGUCCGAUCGAGGCUGGUACAUGUGUCAGAUAAACACGGAUCCCAUGAAAAGUCAGAUCGGUUAUCUCGAAGUGGUCGUGCCGCCCGAUAUUCUGGACUACGACACCAGCACGGACAUGGUGGUGAUGGAAGGACGAAACGUGACUCUGCGUUGCGCCGCGACCGGUUCCCCGGCGCCUAACAUCACCUGGCGGCGCGAGGACGGUCAGCAAAUUCAGCUCGGAAACGGGGAGGAAGUUGCGAGCGUGGACGGUCCGAGCUUCAAUAUCACAAAAGUGAACCGGCUACAUAUGGGUUCCUAUUUAUGCAUCGCGUCCAAUGGCGUGCCCCCGUCUGUCAGCAAAAGAAUAAUGCUCACUGUGCAUUUUCCACCGAUGAUCUGGGUUCAGAAUCAGUUAGUCGGUGCCCAAGAAGGUCAGAAGCUGACUCUGGAAUGCUAUUCCGAAGCAUUCCCGAAAUCUAUUAAUUAUUGGACCAGAGAUCAAGACAAGAUUGUACCGCAAGGAGGAAAAUAUGAUCCGGUGCUGAAAGAUAACGCGUACAAAAUACACAUGAAGCUGACGAUAAACUCCGUCAGUCCGGCGGAUUACGGCUCGUAUAAAUGCGUGUCCAGGAACUCGCUGGGCGACACUGACGGCAGCAUUAAAGUCUAUCCAAUAUCGAGCUCCAAUUCCAGCAGCACCAAGUACAAAGGUAAAGCAAGACAUAAUUCAGGGAACAAUAAUAUCCUGGAGGGAAAUCAAGACAUGCUAAAAGAACGAGAUUUGAAACUACGAGGUCGUAAGGAGAACGGUGACGUGGCGGACUACGAUGAAUCGAGCGCUACCAGCAACGAUAGCUCAUUGCUGCUGGUGAUCCUCGUCGCGUUGUGCCUGUGCCUACAUCAUCAUCCACAGAUGCGAACGUUACAUCCAGCUUGAGAUCUACCUACCACGGUCCUGCACGCCAUCGCACGCGUAAUACGAUCAUCGAACCAUCAUCAUGACUUUGUACAUCCACUUGUAAAUCCAUCGCUCAGGGACUUCCGUCGAGGAUGAAUAUCGUCGAGGAUUGCGUUGACCACUUUAAACUUAAAACAAUAGGAUAAUAAUAAUAAUAAUAUAAAUAGUAUUAGUGGUGGCUAGCGUCAUUCGCUGGCGCAGUUCGCAAAGGGAGGAUUACGACUUAAGGGACAGUCAUUACGGACAGUUUCGGAACCAGAGUUCGGCGCGCAAAUCUACCCCAUGCGGCCGGAAUCACGUUACAAUGUUGGAGAACGCCUGAUUUAUUUUAAAGUUGCAUUAGCGGCUUGCAGAGGUAACUGAAAUAUUCAUGAAUUUUGAACAUUACGUCGAACAUUCACGAUUAUGUAAAGAUAAUGAUUUUUUCAAAAGAAAAUUUGAAUUAAAUUACUCUCGUUCUUAUAAUUCUCUUCCUCUAUUUAAUUUUACUUUUAAUUGAAAGAUAGCUCGUAUUUGCCUAUUAUCAAUGAUUUUAUUUUUUUGUACUAUAAGCGAUAUUCUAUGUAACCGAGAUAACGUUGCAUACAGCUAAUAAAUUCUUUAUGAAAUAAUAAAUGUGUGGGUAGAGUAUCUUUUAUCGAUCGACUGUAUGCAUUUUUCACCCUGCCAAGUUCGAUCGAAUCUUACAACGAGCAACAAAUAAAAUGUCCAUUGAGAUGAAAUGGACGUUUGUGGACAAGCAAGGCAACAAAACGAUAGACAGUUUGUACUGUUUCGCGUCAUUUUUAAUUGGCUAUCCAGACAACGAUGUAUCCCAACGUCGGGCGACUAUUACAAAGCGACGACCAAACGAUGCAGCGACGCGACGAUGUGGCUACGCCAAUUGCUGGGAAAGGCACUUACUGUCUAGAAGCUUAUUAGAGGAACUCUAUGCUAGAGCGAAGCUUCCAAUUCAAGUAAGGAAUGAACUGCUUGGGCAGCUUCACACACCCUACAGAUUUAUCAAAUAUAUUUUAAAGAAUACAAUUUAUACAUUGCGUGUAAGUGCAAAGGUAUGUAAAUUUUUAUUUAUUAUAAUUAUUUUAUUAUAUUUUAUAUUUAUUAUAAUUGUUUAAUUCUACAAGAAAUUAAGAAUAUUUCUUAUUUGUCAAAUUCUAAUUUGACUUCUUUAUGAUAUGAAAAGUAUUAAUACUUUUCAAUAUUAAAAAGAUAAGUAUAAUUAUUUUAUUUUAUAUUAUUUUAAAAAGUGCUUUGUUUUUCUUUAUGUGGAAGGACACGUAAUUCUUUUUCGCUAUUCAAAUCGCAGUAACGCGAGUAAUAGAGCAUUGUGCCAUGUAACUCGUCUCAUUAGGUAGACAGCUGUUUUUUCGAAUAAAGUUAUUAAUUAUACUUUGAAAGCUGCAUCGACGCAGUGACAUCGAUUGGCGUCGUUGUACAUACAUGACUUUCCGUAACUCUUGACUUGCAACUUAAAGCGAUCGCUGUAUGCAUAAGAAUAACUAGCAUUAAUCUCACAGAAUAUCCGAGGCGCAUUAUAAAAAUAGUUAUCGCUUGAAUAUUCGCACUAAAAAGAAAACCUCGGCAGACAUCCUGAACUGUCCAUUAAAAUUUUUACCGAGACGGACAUUUGCGUUAACAGAAACCUAUUCUAUAAUAACUCUUUGUAUAGUACCAUGUAUAAUAUAUUGAUAUACUAUGUAUAGGAUAUUGGUAUAUAAUUACUGGUGUGUGUAUAUAUAUAAAUAUCAUAUAGGCAGUAUACAUACACGUUCGACGAUGCCACGUCGGUAUUCUUUCGACUUUCUCCUAGCGAAACAUCAAAUGAUUAACGAUUUGUCCUAUUUUUGCAUAAAAACAUCUUAAGUAAUUCAUUAGGUGAAAAUAAUCUAAAUGCUUAUUUAUUUAUAAAUCUUUUUUAUUUUAAGAAAAUUUAAAGCAGGUUUUGAUUUCUACAAUUUUAAUUCAUAUUUCACGAAUAGAAUAAUAUAAAGAGUUAACGUUUCGGUGAUCGUAUUUUUCUCAAAAUAAGAAAUAUAUCAGAGAGUAUAUAUCGUAAUCUGUACAUAAUAUGCGUAAUAAGUACAAGACUGAGGAGGCACUUGGCGUCCUUAAAUAGUUUCCGAAUGGUCGAUGUAUUGCGUGUGAAUAUCUCUGACUUCAUUAUGUUCUAUAUAUAUUGUACAUACUGCAGUAGGCUGAUAAUUCACAUUACCACUGCCACAUCGAUACGAUCUGGCUAGGAAUAUCAUUUUUGCGCAAAAUAGAUACGAUUUCUCGACAAUACCUAACACAAACUCACGAUACAAUAGUUCAUUUAAUGCGUUCGGCCGAGUGUGAAUUAAUUAUUGGAACAUCACUAAGACUAUAUCAAUUUAUUCCAUGAACACACUGAUAGUUAUAACUGCAAUUUCCGUAUCAUUAAUUAUUAACGUUGCGCAACGUAUCAAUAUUUGCGUCGUAAUCGAUGCAAAUAUUCGCAGGGCUUCACUUAAGCUGUCAGAGCUUUGGAUAACACAUUCUAUAAACUGGGACACCCUGUACGGUCUGAAUCAUAGUACAAUAUCACGAUGCGGAGCUUGCACAUGGCGCUUUGUGUUUUCGUUCACUGAUGUAUGUAUACGUAUGCAAAUAGAGAGCUUAUUAUUGAAUAUCGGCCAUGAAAGAGAGUUUUGAAAUAGGUUAAGCAGACUACAAUAAGGAAAAACAAUAGAAGAAUAAAGGAAGAAGAGAAUUCUUAUUGAAUUGAAAGAGGGUAUUCGAGCAUUGAGAAACUAAAAGAAAUAGUAUGAAAAAUGGUAAAUGAGCUACGCAAACAUAUUACAAGAAAAGUUCGUCACGGAAAUAAAGGAAUUGAUCGAUUCUCUCUCAAUGUAGAGAUAAUUAAGUUAGCAACUUUUGUGUUUGAUGAUUGUUUGAUAUAAAAAUAUUUAGCUACUUCCCGUAUAUAACAUAAUUUUCUUAUCGAUAGAUUAACAUCUUUUUGCAAGCUCGAAGGCUUGCAAUUAACUUUGUAAAUAGAACGGCUUUGCAAGCUUAAAUACUCCAAACUAAAUACUUCAGAAUAGCGAGGGCAUCGAUAAUAUAUAUUCGAUAUUUAAAUAUACUCUGAAAUGAUUAUAACGAAUGCAGUUUGGAAAGAUAAUACUGCAGAAUAUUGUACAUAUAUCUCUGCGGAACACUGUACAUAAGAAUACAUAUCACAACAAGUAUCUGCAUUCCUUCGAUACGAAAAUAAAGAAAACAUUUUAACAUAAGAUAUCGUUAUCUGGAAGUGAAUCAAUGAAGUAUUUAUUGGUUUUUGCAAGAGCUGUCACUUUCAAAAUUUUAAUAAUUCUAGACAUGUCUAUUUUAAAUUUUAUGCAGCAUUACGAUGCUCGAAAAUAUGGAUACUGUGACAAACAUAAUACAUUUACUUUUGAGAUUUAUUCAUAACGUUUAAUUACUAUUGACGAAUAUGUCAAUUCUGUUAUUAAGGACAAUUUUCAACGUCUUAUUUAGCAUCAUACAUAUUGCAUAUCGAGUAACAUUUAUCAAUUGAGAUUUUAUUAUGAAGAGUUUAAACGUUCAUGAAUUAUUUACAAGUAAUUUAGCGACUGCGACAAUUAAACAAUAUAUUAUAUCCAGAGCAACUACUUUUGUAUCAUCGACAUUGUAGAUAACACAUUAAAUGCAUAAAGUCAUACUACACACGCAUAAGGAAUCAAUGGAGUGCGGGAUUUGUAAUAAAGAAUAUAAUACGAAACGUAGCUAAAUAAAGCGUCACUAGAUUAAGUACGUGACGAUUACCAUGUGGUCAUAUAUAAGGAAUAAAUAUAUAUUAAAAUGUCAUAGUGUGUACAGGUAGAAUGCAUUAUCUGUGCUGAUUGGUGGCGUAACUGUAUAUUUCUCUGCGUAUGUAUAAUAAACACGCGGAAGUUUUUCUCUCUCUCUCUUUCCUCCUUCAGAUGUCAUAGCAUUUCACAAAAUCUUGCUAUGAGGAUAAGAUUCCAUUGCAACAAAACUGUAACAAAUUGUAUACUUACUGAUGACGAUAAGGAGCACAUAUUUAUUUCUUAUCUCUAACAAAAUAAAAUUCAAACGCGACUUACAAGUCAUGAAUGUCUCCGCGAUAAUGCUGGUAUAGAUCAGUGUGUAACUAGCUUACUAAGUUAAUCAAUCAAUAAACAAAUGUAGAUUAACAAUGAUGUUCAAUUGCGUAGCUGUACGGCAAUUAUACUGCGAUGCUAGAUCUGAUCUGGUUGCGCCACUGCCCGUGCUUCUCGCACGCGAUCUAGUCCUGUAAGCACUAUCGGCAUCAGGAAGAAAUGUCCGUGUAUACAUGAAAUACAAAUUUAUUACUUA
Solenopsis invicta (red fire ant) is the source of this 5690-nucleotide messenger RNA. Its product is annotated as neurotrimin. Gene Ontology annotation, cellular component: neuron projection. NCBI's taxonomy places the organism in Eukaryota, Metazoa, Arthropoda, Insecta, Hymenoptera, Formicidae. The transcript is spliced from 10 exons. Bases 81 to 1328 code for a protein of 415 amino acids. The record is from RefSeq and is a predicted model, not a curated record.